Messenger RNA from Vombatus ursinus (common wombat), 1023 nucleotides. Its product is annotated as olfactory receptor 508-like. Gene Ontology annotation, molecular function: olfactory receptor activity; odorant binding; G protein-coupled receptor activity. The coding region runs from base 1 to 1023 and encodes 340 amino acids. The record is from RefSeq and is a predicted model, not a curated record. Gene Ontology annotation, cellular component: membrane. Gene Ontology annotation, biological process: sensory perception of smell; G protein-coupled receptor signaling pathway. Lineage: Eukaryota; Metazoa; Chordata; Mammalia; Diprotodontia; Vombatidae. The transcript has 3 exons.
AUGUACAGCUGCAGGAGCGUAGAAGUCUUCCGAACUUGUAGAGAGGCUCUUUUCCCAAGACAGGUGUCUGGCAAUAAUUGCACUGCUGUGACAGAAUUCAUUAUUUUGGGGCUAACAGAUGAUCCAACCCUUCGUGUCAUCCUCUUUGUGAUAUUUCUGGGUGUCUAUGCUGUCACUUUAAUUGGCAACCUUAGCAUAAUCUUAUUGAUCAGAAAUAGUGUCCAACUUCACACUCCAAUGUACCUUUUCCUCAGUCACUUGGCUUUUGUAGACACUGCAUAUUCUUCAACUGUCACACCUGUUAUGCUCAAGAACUUCCUUGUGGACAAAAUCACAAUCCCUCUGGAAGGCUGUGUGGCUCAGAUGUUCUGUGGAGGCACCUUUGGGAUGGCUGAGUGCUUCCUGUUGGCUGUGAUGGCCUAUGAUCGCUAUGUGGCCAUCUGUAGACCCCUACUCUACUCCACCAACAUGUCUACUAGGCUCUGCACUCUUUUACUCAUCACAUCCUACCUAGGUGGCUGUGUAAAUACUUGGAUUGUUACUUGUUGCUUAUUAAAUCGGUACUUCUGUGGACCCAACGAGAUCAAUCACUUUUUUUGUGAUUAUUCACCACUUUUGAAGCUUUCCUACUCCCAAGAUAAUCUUGCUGAUAUUCUUCCCGCUGCCUCUACUGGGCUAGUGAUUGUGAUCACAGUGUUAACUAUCCUGAUCUCUUAUAUAUACAUUCUCUUCUCUGUCCUGAAGAUAAGUUCCACUGAAGGGAGAUCCAAAGCAUUCUCAACUUGUACCUCUCACCUCACAGCAGUCACUUUGUUCUAUGGCACCAUUACAUUCAUUUAUGUGUUGCCUAAGUCCAGCUACUCAACAGAUGAGAAUAAAGUGGUGUCUGUUUUCUACAUUGUAAUUAUCCCCAUGUUGAACCCUGUGAUCUACAGUCUAAGGAACAAUGAAGUAAAAGGGGCCCUGAGAAAAUCAUAUGGGAAAAAUUCCUUUUUUGCAUAUCUGAUCACAAUCACAUCAUAA